Pochonia chlamydosporia 170 is the source of this 1806-nucleotide messenger RNA. Its product is annotated as dextranase precursor. The transcript has a single exon. Gene Ontology annotation, molecular function: hydrolase activity, hydrolyzing O-glycosyl compounds. Lineage: Eukaryota; Fungi; Ascomycota; Sordariomycetes; Hypocreales; Clavicipitaceae. Bases 1 to 1806 code for a protein of 601 amino acids. The record is from RefSeq and is a predicted model, not a curated record.
AUGCGUACUGCAACGAUUACCGCUAUCCUCCUUACGCAGGCCCUUGCAUUGCCCUCCAGUGAGCUGGUUCGCAAGGAUUGCUUGCCGCGUGCCACGAAUAACACAAAUUGUGACUCCAACUUCUGCACUUGGUGGCACAAUGAAGCAGAGAUUAACACUGCCACUCCUGUGAAACCAGGAAACGUCCGCCAAUCUCACCAGUACUUGGUGCAGGUCAGCGUGGCCGGCGCGAACAAAUUCUUUGACUCUUUCGUCUACGAAGCAAUUCCCAGAAACGGUAAUGGAAGGAUUUAUGCUCCGGGAGACGCCCCGAACAGCAAUACUUUGGGAGGGGAUGUAGAUGAUGGCAUUACUAUUGAGCCAAGCAUCGGACUCAACAUGGCUUGGACACAAUUCGAGUACAGCCAGGAUGUUGAUGUGAAAAUCAACCGGAGAGAUGGAACGUCUCUCAAGGCAAAUGAGGUCGUCAUCCGCCCUGUGUCAACGGGAUAUGCUAUUUCCCAGUCUGAUGACGGUGGCAUAACGGUUCGGAUUCCAAAGGACACCAAUGGGCGACGCAUCUCGGUUGAGUUUGAUUCGGACUUGUACACGUUCCGCUCUGAUGGCAAUCAAUAUGUUACGUCCGGAGGGAGCGUUGUUGGUGUCGAGCCGCGCAAUGCUCUCGUUGUAUUUGCUAGCCCGCCAUUGCCUUCCAACCUCGUGCCUCAAAUGACCGAGAGCAAUACACAAACAAUGAAGCCCGGCCCCAUCAACAACGGCGAUUGGGGGAACAAGCCGAUUUUGUAUUUCCCACCUGGAGUGUACUACUUGAAUCAAGACCAAUCUGGUGCUUCCAGCAAGUUUGGUGCGAAUCACAUUCGCUUGUCACCCAAUACAUACUGGGUGCACUUGGCACCAGGUGCGUACAUCAAGGGCGCCAUUGAGUACUUCACAAAACAGAACUUCUAUGCAACCGGGCAUGGCGUACUCUCUGGCGAACACUAUGUGUACAUGGCCAAUGCUGCAAAGUCCUAUGUUGCAGAAAAGAGUGAUCAAUAUGGCCUCCGGAUGUGGUGGCAUAACAGCAUCGGUCAAGGGCAAAAGUGGACAUGUCGGGGUCCUACCAUAACUGCGCCGCCAUUCAAUACCAUGGACUUUAAUGGAAAUUCCGACAUAUCAACAGACGUUGCCGACUAUAAGCAAGUAGGAGCAUUCUUCUUCCAGACGGACGGCCCAGCGGUCUACCCGAAUAGCGUCGUUCGUGAUAUCUUCUACCAUGUUAAUGACGAUGGAAUCAAGCUAUACUACUCUGGUGUAUCGCUUUCUCGUGCAACGAUCUGGAAGUGCCACAACGAUCCCAUCAUUCAGAUGGGUUGGGACACGAGGAACGUAAACGGCAUCAACGUCGAUACGCUGAAUGUCAUCCACGCACGGUACUACAAGUCGGAAACUGUGGUGCCCUCGGCAAUCAUUGGAGCGUCUCCAUUCUACAUGAGUGGGAAAACGCCCGAUACGAGCAAGGCAAUCAGUGCCACAAUCUCCAAUGUUGUGUGCGAGGGACCCUGUCCUGCUCUGAUGAGAAUCACUCCAUUGCAAAACUACAAAAAUUUUGUCGUCAAGAAUGUUGCAUUCCCCGACGGACUGCAGAAAAAUAGCAUCGGUAUCGGACAGAGUAUCAUUCCUGCUCAACCUGGUGUGACCAUGGACGUGACAAUUGACAACUGGACUGUGGGUGGCGAGAAAGUCACCAUGCAAAACUUCCAGGCAGAUCAGCUUGGCCAAUUCAAUAUUGACGGAAGUUAUUGGGGGCAGUGGAAGAUAACGUAA